Molecule: messenger RNA, 953 nt
Organism: Alnus glutinosa
Lineage: Eukaryota; Viridiplantae; Streptophyta; Magnoliopsida; Fagales; Betulaceae
Exons: 8
Coding region: 45-812 (255 amino acids)
Biological process (GO): protein methylation
Cellular component (GO): nucleus
Molecular function (GO): protein methyltransferase activity
Source: RefSeq, a predicted model, not a curated record
AACACAGGGAGAGCAUCAGAGCGAAACAAGAAAAGUAGUAAGACAUGGAAAGAAAAGAAGAAGACGAAGAAGAGAUAGUUUGCUUAGAUCAAUCUUUCUUCAUCAACGACGAUUACGAGCUGACUACAUUUACAUUUGGGUCUCAAGAUAUUCAGCUCUUUUGUCUCAAUUCUGCUUCCACCGAUUUUGAUUUGACCGGACAGUUGGUUUGGCCCGGCGCCAUGCUUUUGAAUGACUACCUUUCAAAGAAUGCCAAGUUGCUACAAGGAUGUUCUGUUAUAGAAUUAGGCUCUGGUGUUGGAAUUACUGGGAUACUUUGCAGUAGAUUUUGUCGUGAUGUUGUGUUAACAGACCAUAAUGAUGAAGUGCUAAAGAUAUUGAAGAAAAAUAUAGAGCUGCAUGCAUCUCCUGAAAAUCCAAAUUGUUGUGCUGGAUUAGUAGCUGAGAAGCUAGAAUGGGGAAAUUCUGAUCAGAUCAACCAAAUUCUAAAUAAGCAUUCAGGAGGGUUUGAUUUAGUUCUUGGAGCUGACAUUUGCUUUCAACAGUCCAGCAUUCCUUUGCUUUUUGACACAGUGAAGCAGCUUCUUCAAAUAAGGGGGAAAGGACAGUGCAAAUUCAUACUUGCCUACGUAUCCCGAUUUAAGAUCAUGGAUUCAUUGGUUAUUAGUGAAGGUACUCGGCUUGGGAUGCAAAUAACUGAAGUAGCUGGGACUCGAUGUGUUGUUAGAAAUCAUGAUGGAGUCAUCUUUGAGGUCACCCUUCAAGAGGAGCAUGAGAAACAUUCUGGUACACAAUUUUCACAGGCAAUGUGACCAUGUGAAGAUGGAGCAAAUGACAGAAACCCUUGCUUUUGAGGGCAGAGGAAUUCUGGAUGAGCCAUUAGUAAACCCUAGGCAAAAGCAGAGAAUUCAUAUUUUUAAUGAAAUUUGGCUUUAAAUGGCCAUUUGAGCUAA